UUGAAUAUCGUCAUGUUGUUGUGCAUUAAGAUAGUCGGCCGACUGUAUGUAUUACACGCAAAGGCGAGAAUUUUCAGAUCUAAUCAAAUAAGGACUCUAAAUGCAUACAGAUGAAGCUAGAGAAAACAUGAAAUGAAAACGUAAAAUACUCAAAUCCAUCGAAUAAAAGCUAGAAGAAUGAACCUAUGAAGGAUAUAAAAUUUUCAUAGUAAGCAUUACCUUCAUUUCCAUAGUCGAAGAAUGGAAAGAAUAAAUUACAAUGUAAGGGAAUCACAUGAAGGCCAAGCCCUAAAUUUUCCUUAUUAUCAUAGACAAAUAGACUAUAUAAAUCAAAUAAUAUUAUUCGUGUAUAACAUAGUUUCCCUCAUUAUGAAAUCAUUAUUUCAAAGGUUUACAACCAUGCUACAACACAUGAACAGUAAACUUUAUCAAACAACACAUAGAAUAGGAAAACAAGUAACAGGUAUAAUUAAUUCUUACUAUGAACUAUUCUGUACAAUAAUUCGUCAAAACGCCAUACUACCUAUUGUAAACAGAUUAAUAAAUAUAUUUAUACAUGAAAUUGCGUUGAAAUCGCAAAUAAUUUCAGAAAUGUAUAAAUUUAAUUCCCUGUCAUCUCAUUAUUACAUAAGACACAUCAUCAAAAAGUGCACCCCUCUAAACUUGGACACACAUAAACAGAAACUGCAGGAGCUGAAUGCGAUCAUAUGCGCAGAACACGUCAGAAUAUACGUCUACUGUGUAUUAUGUGAAAUUAAAGUCUACAUACUAACUAUUUUAGCCACUAUUGAACGUCUUUGCUCCGUCACAUCGAUUAUACUGGAGAUAUUAAGAAUACUGUGUAAACUAUUCAUAAUAUUGUCUGAAACAUUAUGGUUUGUAGCUUUCAUUAUGAAAUUUAUUUGUCAGUAUCUAUAUUUAUUUACUACCACUCUAAUUACUUUCAAUAAGCUAAUAACCAAACUAUCUAAUAGAGCACUCAAUGAAACCGUUUACAGCAGGAAAUGAAAAGUAUCAUAUCGUACGAAACUGAAAUAUGUACAACGCAAUUGAAUAAAUUUUGACAAGUGCAG
Heterobilharzia americana is the source of this 1073-nucleotide messenger RNA. The record is from the annotation of a GenBank genome assembly. NCBI's taxonomy places the organism in Eukaryota, Metazoa, Platyhelminthes, Trematoda, Strigeidida, Schistosomatidae.